GCGAGGAGGAGGGUCGGGGACGAAAGCGCUGAGCACGGACCCCGCCCCCUCGCGGCCCCGCUCGUGACGUCGCUGGGGGCGCCGGCCUCCGCCCAGCCCCGAGGGGCUGUCCCCGGAGGCUCAGCCCCCUCUGCUCCCCAUGGACAACUGCCAGGCAGGGCACAACCUGCACCUGUGUCUGGCCCACCACCCACCUCUGGUCUGUGCCACUUUGAUCCUGCUGCUCCUUGGCCUCUCUGGCCUGGGCCUUGGCAGCUUCCUCCUCACCCACAGGACUGGCCUGCGCAGCCCUGAUAUCCCCCAGGACUGGGUCUCUUUUUUGAGAUCUUUUGGCCAGCUGACCCUGUGUCCCAGGAAUGGGACAGUCACAGGGAAGUGGCGAGGGACUCACGUCGUGGGCUUACUGACCACCUUGAACUUCGGAGACAGUCCAGACAGGAACAAGACCCGGACAUUCCAGGCCACAGUCCUGGGAAGUCAGAUGGGAUUGAAAGGAUCUUCUGCAGGACAACUGGUCCUUAUCACAGCCAGGGUGACCACAGAAAGGACUGCAGGAACCUGCCUGUAUUUUAGUGCUGUUCCAGGAAUCCUACCCUCCAGCCAGCCACCCAUAUCCUGCUCAGAGGAGGGGGCUGGAAAUGCCACCCUGAGCCCUAGAAUGGGUGAGGAAUGUGUUAGUGUCUGGAGCCAUGAAGGCCUUGUGCUGACCAAGCUGCUCACCUCGGAAGAGCUGGCUCUGUGUGGCUCCAGGCUGCUGGUCUUGGGCUCCUUCCUGCUUCUCUUCUGUGGCCUUCUCUGCUGUGUCACUGCUAUGUGCUUCCACCCGCGCCGGGAGUCCCACUGGUCUAGAACCCGGCUCUGAGGGCACUGGCCUAGUUCCCGACUUGUUUCUCAGAUGUGAAUCAACUUCUCGGGCCUUGGCUCUGGGUUGGAAAAGGUUUUAGAAAAAGUGAAGAGCUGGAAUGUGGGGGAAAAUAAAAAGCUCUUUUGCCCA
Molecule: messenger RNA, 994 nt
Organism: Nomascus leucogenys (northern white-cheeked gibbon)
Lineage: Eukaryota; Metazoa; Chordata; Mammalia; Primates; Hylobatidae
Gene: TMEM219
Product: transmembrane protein 219
Source: RefSeq, a predicted model, not a curated record